AUGCCAAAAGAACUAACAGGAACAGACAUUUCCUGCUUCUUCUGCAACCUGGAGGAACCUGAUUCACUAGUUAGGAGAAAUGAGAUAAAAAACUACUUCAGGAACAUGCAUCUGGUAGACGAUCAAGAGCUUAUCCUGGUGCUGAGUGGCCUAUGGCGCAUUGCCAUGACUGAAUCGGAAGAAGGUGAGCUUCCCUCUUUAGGUCUUUUUGAAUGCAUGGCCAGUUUGAUUGAUAAAGGCAUCAAGGAUAGAGACUGGCUUCAUAGGAAUCAGAACAUUUACAUUCCAUACUAUGCAGCCCACAUUGUCGGCUCCUAUACCAUGAAUAAUGUGGAUUUAGCAGUCAAAGCUGUUGAAGCCGGUACAAUACCUCCAUUAUUAGAUCUUCUUAGAGGAAACAUGAGUUGGGUAGAACAAAGGGUUGCAGUCAGAGCUUUAGGACAUUUGGCAAGUUAUGAAAGGACUUUUGAAGCUGUUUCAACAUAUGAAGAAGAGGUGGUUAAAGUGGCCAUGCAUUUAGCUUCUACAUGUGUGGAAGUUGUUUAUAAUAUGUUUGUUGGAGUAAAAGAUAAAAACAAGAGGUUGAAGUAUCACUGCGAUUUGCUGACGAGAGGCGCUGGACUUGGAGACAUGGAGACAGAGAACAGGAAAGCUGAGGAAUGGGCUAGUCAACUCCAAUGUUGGUGUCUGAAUCUUCUAAAUUGCUUUGCCAUCAAAGGAAUGUCCUUAGAUCUUAUCUGCAAGCCAUCAUUUCUGCAAGAAUUGUGUGAGAUGUGGGGUCAAAUCGCUAAUGGCACAUCUCCUUCUGGCAUUGGACUAAUUAGGCUUCUGUGUCACAGUAAAGUUGGAAGAAGAUGCAUAGCUGAAACUGAAAAUGUAAUAGAAAAUUUAUGUAACCUCUCGAGAUCUUCGGAUGAUUGGCAGUAUAUGGGCAUUGAUUGUCUCCUUCUACUUCUCAAAGAUCCAGAUACCGAGUACAAAGUAAUGGAAGCUUCCAUUUCCUGCCUUAUUGACUUGAUUGAAGUUAAGAAUCUUGGAGGAAGAGCAAAUGUUGGUGAGAUUAUUAAAAGAACACUUUGUGAUUUGAAACUGCGGAACUCCAAAGCCAUCAUGAGCCCUGAAGUUCAAAGAGCAUUAGAAGAAUUAAGAAACAUUAUCAUAAAGAGGAGGAAUGAGAAAGCUAUACCUGAUGAGAAAAAGGAUGAGCAAAGGGUUUUGGUGGCUCUCAUCAAACAGCAAGGAAACCAUUGCUUUAGUAUAGGAAGGAUUCAAGAAGCCAUAAAUAAAUACACAGAAGCUAUAGAGUUGUGCCCUUUGAGACUGAAAAAAGAAAGAAUUGUGCUUUACAGUAAUAGAGCUCAAGGCUAUCUACUUCAAAGGGAACCUGAUGCAGCCAUUAGCGACACGACACGAGCUCUUUGCCUUUCCAAUCCUCCAAACUCACACUUGAAGAGUCUCUGGAGAAGAUCACAGGCAUAUGACAUGAAGGGAUUAGCAAGAGAGAGCUUGAUGGAUUGUAUUAUGUUCAUCAAUGGUGGGAUCAGAUCAAAGGACAAAAAACAAUUGAAAGUACCACAUGAAGCAGUAAGGAUGAUCAGCAAGCAGAUGGACUCAACAUGGCUAUUCAAAGCUGCUCAGUCAAAGAUGAUUAGUAAAUAUGCUGAUACUACAUCAAUGUCACUAUUUGAUGUUGAUAGAAUCUACCUGGAGAAACUUCCAAACUUGAAAAUCAGCCCCAGAAAUAAGGGUUGCAUGACAGCAGGUCUGCCAACUAUUUCAGAAGAACCUUUGCUUAACUGGAAAGAGAAGAGAAAUGCAGAAGGAGCUGAAGGCAGCAAAGAAAGUAAGAUAUGGUUUCAGUAUUAA
Messenger RNA from Oldenlandia corymbosa var. corymbosa, 1866 nucleotides. The record is from the annotation of a GenBank genome assembly. Lineage: Eukaryota; Viridiplantae; Streptophyta; Magnoliopsida; Gentianales; Rubiaceae.